Helianthus annuus (common sunflower) is the source of this 843-nucleotide messenger RNA. Its product is annotated as homeobox-leucine zipper protein ATHB-40. The record is from RefSeq and is a predicted model, not a curated record. Gene Ontology annotation, molecular function: sequence-specific DNA binding; DNA-binding transcription factor activity, RNA polymerase II-specific. Bases 97 to 711 code for a protein of 204 amino acids. Gene Ontology annotation, biological process: positive regulation of DNA-templated transcription. The transcript has 3 exons. Gene Ontology annotation, cellular component: nucleus. Lineage: Eukaryota; Viridiplantae; Streptophyta; Magnoliopsida; Asterales; Asteraceae.
GCAGACUUCUUAGUCUUCACUCCACCUUUAUAAAUAAAGUCUCCCUUGAUCUAUCUACCCAUCCUAAGACAUAUUCCACUUGUUUCACCAAACAACAUGAAAACUCAAACUCAAGUUGAUGAUCAGUUGGUUCUACUCUCCCAGUACUAUCCUGCGAUAUAUGACCAGCUAAUACCGGAACAAGUGGAAGUUGUGAAACCACGAAGAAGACGGAAGAAGACCAAAUCGGAGAGCAGCACAGGGUUUAAAAAGAGGAAACUAAGUGAUGAACAAGUGAGCCUUCUUGAGCAAAACUUUGGAGAUGAACAUAAACUGGAAUCAGAAAGGAAAGAUAAACUCGCGUCUGAACUUGGGCUUGACCCUCGCCAAGUUGCUGUGUGGUUCCAGAACAGGCGUGCUCGAUGGAAGAAUAAGAAGCUCGAACAGGAAUACUCGAAGCUCAAGAACGAUCACGAUUCAACUGUUCUUGAAAAAUGUCGCCUUGAAACUGAGGUGUUAAAGCUUAAAGAACAAUUAUCUGAGGCUGAAAAGGAAAUACACAGGCUGGCGGAGCGGUUGGAUGGAACAUCAAGCACGAGCCCGAGUUCAUCCUUUUCUAUGGAGGCCAUGGAGCCACCAUUUUUUGACGGAUUUGGGAUGGAAGGUUUGGAGAAUGUAUUUUGUGUGCAGGAUAACAGCUAUAUACAUGGAUUCGAUUGGCUCAACAUCUAAUUGUUAGGGAAGAUGUAAUUAAAUAAUUUUAGUAUGAAUUAAUCUAGGAUUGUAGAUAGUAACUAUCUAAUGUACAUCUUUAAUUAUCUGCGGUUUCUAGUUAAUGUUCACUGUGUUUUAUUGACUAGCAAA